AUCAUCCCAUAAUUAGCACAACAUCUUAGUUCCCACGUUUUCUCUUUGUUCAUUAUCUUUCUUUUUUUCUUUUUUUUUUCUUUUUUUCUUAAUUUUUUUUUUCCACUUUCUUCCCUUACUCCGUUGUUGUCAUGGAAUCCAUGUCUUCUCUUCUCCAUCUGAAACGGAUAGAGAAAUAGGAGAAACACGGUUUGCAUGAUUUUGACUCUCACGUUAUUAAGAUCUUGAUACACACCAAGUAGGAGCACAGAAGAAGAAAGAAGCAACCAAAAUGUUGCAGAGAGCAGCAAGCAAUGCUUAUUCAUGGUGGUGGGUUAGCCAUAUCAGAACAAAGCAAUCAAAAUGGAUGGAGCAAAACCUUCAAGAUAUGGAGGAAAAAGUGCAAAGUGUUAUGAAGCUCUUGGCGGAAGAGGGUGACUCUUUUGCCAAGAGAGCAGAAAUGUAUUACAAAAGGAGACCGGAACUGAUUAGCUUUGUGGAGGAAUCGUUCAAGGCUUACCGGGCUUUAGCCGAACGAUAUGAUCACAUAUCAACAGAGUUGCAAAACGCCAACAACACCAUAGCUUCUGUCUUUCCAGAUCGGGUCCCAUUUAUGGAUGAAGAUGACGAUGAUCAAAGGCCUCCAAAAAAAAACCCAGAAAAGUUGAAAAAUAUACCAAAGCCUCCCCAUAAAGAUUUGAAAACGGUCAUAACAACAGCAGCAGCAGCCUCAAAGAAAUUGCAAUCCAAGAAAUCAGCAGCCACUGCAGCUGCUGCUACUCCAAAAGUUCCUAAAUCUGGUUUGAGCAGAAAAGAGGCCCGUGGAGAGAUUGACAAGCUGCAGAAAGAGAUUCUGGCCCUACAAACUGUGAAAGAAUUUGCCAAGAACUCUUAUGAGAAUUCCCGUAGUAGAUACCGGGACACUGAUGAGCAAAUAAAGGAAUUGCAAGAGAGAGUUUCCUCUCUGCAAGAAGAACUUGGAGAAGGUGUUGACAUUGAAGAUGAUGAAGCUCGGCGUUUGAUAGCAGGAGCUGCUCUUCAAUCAUGCCAAGAGGCAUUGACGAAGUUAGAAAAGAAACAGGAAAGAUCACUUGAUGAAACUAAAAUCGAAUCCAAAAGGGUAAAGGAUGUCAAGGCCAAGGUGGGCUCUCUCAUGGACGAAUUCCAUUAUGAACGGAACAAUUCUAAAGAACCAGGGAUCCAAAGUGAUUUAAAAAUAAUAGCAGAAACAGAAUUGGAUGAAAAUGCCGAUGAUUUGAGUCGGAAGAAGAAGGAGUUGCAAUUAUUAAAGGAGAACCUUAAAGAGAACUUCGAAACUAGCUCCAAUUCAUCAUUCAGUGUAGCAGAGAUGGCAGAGAAGAUUGAUGAGCUAGUGAACAAAGUGAUCAGUUUGGAAACUGCAGUAUCAUCCCAGAGCGCUAUGGUGAAGAGAUUGAGAACAGAAACUGAUGAACUUCAGGAGCAGAUUCGAAUUCUGGAAAAGGAUAAGGAGAAUCUUAUCAACGACAGAAAUACAUUGAAUGACCAACUGAGGAAGAUGGAAAAAAAGAUGCAUGGAGUAGAGGAUCUAAACCAAAUAGUUGAGGAUCAGAAUAGCAAUCUCCAAACCCAACUCACGGAAGCACAUUCUAAUCUUGAUCAUCUCUCAGAGAAAGUCCAAAACGUGCAGCCAGGUGAGGAGUCUAACACCACACAUUUAUCAGAUGAACAAAAGGAUUCAUCAACCCAAGAGGAAAUAAAAUGCGAAUCUACAGCUGGUUUGGUAGAGGAUGAUGAUGCAACAGAUAAGGGGCUUAAGGUUGCUGGUACUGUCGAAGAUGAUCUAACAUCAGACAACAAGCCUGAGGUCACUGGCUCACCAUUUGCUAAUGGCACCGGUUCGUUGGAAAAUGAUGUUAAGUCGGUAAAUGAGGUUGAGGUCACCAGUUCCUUAAAAAUGGAAGAAACAACCCCUGUGGAAAACAAAUUUACAGAAGAUUUAAAAGAAGAAGAGAAGAAUGUAAAUCCUGGCAAAGGUGAUGAAAAGGCAACAACUGAUGUGAGCACUACCACAGAAAAUCAAGAAGUCGGACAGCAACUAGCAAGCAACAAGCUAGAUAGUUGUUCAGAGAGUUCAGAGAAACAGCAAGAAAAUGAUGCUAAACAAAGUUCGUGUGAGAUAGAGAAUCCUCUCAAAGUUGAUUCCAAGGAGCAGGCAACAGCACAAGAUGAACCUGAUUGGCAGAAAUUGUUAACAGAUUGUUUACAAAUGGAAGAAACAACCCCUGUGGAAAACAACUUUCCAGAAGAGUUAAAAGAACAAGAGAAGAAUGUAAAUCCUGGCAAACGUGAUGAAAAGGCAACAACUGAUGUGAGCACUACCACAGAAAGCCAGGAAGUCGAACAGCAACUAGAAAGCAACAAGCUAGAUAGUUGUUCAGAGAGUUCAGAGAAACAGCAAGAAAAUGAUGCUAAACAAAGUCCAUGUGAGAUAGAGAAAUCUCUCAAAGUUGAUUCUAAUGAGCAGGCAACAGCACAAGAUGAACCUGAUUGGCGGAAAUUGUUUACAAAUGGAAUGCAUGAUAGAGAACAAGUUCUGUUGGCUGAAUAUACUAAUACUCUUCGAAACUAUAAAGAUGUCAAGAAGAGGCUGGCUGAAAUAGAGACGAAAAAUCAAGAUAGCAACUUUAAUUCGUCUGUGCAGCUAAAAGAACUGAAGACAGCCAAUGCCACGAAAGAUGAACAGAUAAAAAUUCUGCGUCAGAAACUAGUUCUCUUGCAGAGAAGCUUUGAAGGAAAUGAAUAUUGUGCAGAGGUAACUGUAGUGAUGCCAUCAGAAAAGAACGGCAUCGAGGAACUUCUGAAAAUUGAACCUGAAUCUACUUCACCUAUUGAAGACAAAUUCCGGUCAAACGUGGAUGAAAUUCUAGAGGAGAAUUUAACGUUCUGGUUAAAAUUCAGUGCUUAUUACUCUGAGAUACAGAAGUUUCAAACCACUGUGAAAGAUUUGCAGACCGAGCUAUCAAAACUACAGGAGAGAGGAAAGACGUCAGAGGGUAGUAGUAGCAUAAAGUAUUCUAUAAGAUCAGAUGCAAAACCAAUUUACAAACACCUAACAGAGAUCCAGGGUGAAAUAACAGUCUGGAUGGAAAAAGGUGCUGUGUUAAAAGAAGAACUGCAUAGUCGAUUCACAUCUUUGUGUGACAUCCAAGAGGAGAUAACAGCAGCAUUGAAAUCCAGUGCUGAAGAUGAUGACUUCAGGUUCACAAGCUACCAAGCUGCCAAGUUCCAAGGUGAAAUUUUGAACAUGAAACAGGAAAACAACAAGGUUGCUGAUGAACUUCAAGCGGGUUUAGAUGUUGUAUCAGCUCUCCAACUUGACAUAGAAAAGGCUCUGGUGAACUUGAAUGAUGAACACGGGUUCUCGGUUUCAAAAAGACAACAAAAUGGCCAGCUAAGACAAUCAGAGACUCGGGCCAAGGUUCCUCUGAGGUCUUUUAUCUUUGGCUCCAAACCAAAGAAACAAUCAAUCUUCUCCUGUAUGGCCCCUGGAACGAAUCGGAAAUACCGGUAGGAGCAGGAUCGUAUGUACAAAGUUUUCUUUUUUUCCAUGUAUUACUUUAGUUUUUUCAUCUUUGUGAAAAUUCUUUUAUCGGUUAAAUUAGGCUGCAGUUUAUUGACAGAUAUGCCUUUUUACUAAAAGGGAAUAUUCAAUUUUAACUUUUUGGCGGUUCAUAAAUGAUAAGUUGGUGAGAAGU
Vigna unguiculata (cowpea) is the source of this 3716-nucleotide messenger RNA. Its product is annotated as protein NETWORKED 2D-like. The record is from RefSeq and is a predicted model, not a curated record. Gene Ontology annotation, molecular function: actin binding. NCBI's taxonomy places the organism in Eukaryota, Viridiplantae, Streptophyta, Magnoliopsida, Fabales, Fabaceae.